AUGAAUUCUUCAACUGGAAAACCUCUUGCGGAAAAUAAUCAAGCUCAGCCUGUAUUUUCAUACGCACAGGCUGCCAAGGGCCGAACUUCGACUAUUACAAACGGCUCUGUCCAACUACAUCCAUCUAAUGCGUCAACGGCAUCAUCAGGAACUAGAGACGCAAAUUCUCCGAUAACAACUGCUAUUCAAAGUUACAAAAAAGAAGAAGUGAACAUCAAUGGAAGCUACGAAGCUUGUAAUAGUCUAGAACCUUCAGCAGAUGAACCAUCAGUUCUAAACAGCGCGCGAAUAGAUCAUUCUAUCACUACCCUCAACUCUCCUUCCAACGUAGAAGGCAAUACACAGCUGUCUUGCAAGAAUGAGGGUAAAGAUGAAGAAGAGAGCUUGGCUGGGAGCUCUUCUGAUCCCGCUAGGGAACUUAUUUCUACAGGAAAUAUGAUCAAAAAGCAAAAGAGUGUAGAAAUUGAUGUCGAGGUUGAAAAAGACGGGGUCAAGUCUGACGUUCUCGUCCCUGCACCAAUUCCUGCUGUGAACUUCUGGCAACAAAGAAAAGAGAAACUUGCAAAGGUUCAAACUACCUCGAAUGUACACAGUCUCAAACUGCCAGUUGAAUGUCCAGGCUCAACGGAAGGUGGGUUGAAUAUGGCUAGUAAAGUUUUGGAACCAAAAAAGCGAAAUAAACAAACCGGAGCAGAAACCAUCGACCGGCUACCAAUAACAAACUACAAUGGAGGACCUCGUGAGACAUUUGCUCCUAAUCGAAUAGCAAAAAAAGGAGCCGAAGGACCUAAACUGAAGGAGGAUCAGCUCAGCAAGAAAAGUGGUUCUCGCGGAAAUAGAUCAGUCGAGAGAGAAGAAAAGUCAUUGAGCGCGUAUGCCCCCCCUCCAGUUGAAGAUCCAACAUCUUGGCCAACACCCGAAAAUGUACUGGAAGAGGAUAAGCGAAAAGUACAAGAAAAGCAAGACAAGGAAGAUAAAGAUGAAGCUGCCUCUCACAAACCUCGACCUAAAGAGAAAUGGGUACCAGUGCCUUACAUACCAACUGUGACGUUUAACACUCCAAUGCCCUCGAGGGGUGGUCGUGGCCGCGGAGGUUCAAGAGCUGGCCGAAAUGAGUCUGGUCCUCGAUCAAACCACACACAAAACCUCAUCUCGCCCGGAGAAAAGCUAAACCACACAACACCCGAAGGCUCCAGCCUUUCAAUAGAGGUUGAAAAGAGAGACACAAAAGAAAUCACACGAGCAACUUCUCUUCCUCCUGUUAAGCGUCACCAAAACGAAGUCAGUUUUCGUAAAGCUUAUCCACACUCGACCGAAAAAAUGAGAUCCGGUAACCCUAGGAGCGAGCCCUACAAUCUUCAUGAACCCACCAGCAUUAAUGAGUCUAACAAUCUUGAAGUUAAUCCUGAUCAGUGCCGUAGUCAUGAACUAUCCCGUGGCGAGACUUCUAACGGUAUCAAACAUGAUUAUACGAAUAUCCAAUAUAAAAAUAUUUCAAGUGAGCGUCGGAAUGAACUAGCUUCAAGGAAUAUUGAUCAUAAAGAUGGUAACCUACAAAAAGAAUUGAAUCUCCCUAGCAGAGAAAGGUCAGAGGCCAGAUCUGAUCGUGGCCGAGGAAGCUAUCGUGGCCGUGGUGGGCACUCCAACUAUCUCAAUGGUCAAUCUCAUUCUCAGUCUAACUUUCAGAGUUCUCUUGUAAGUCAACAACAGAAUGGGUACACGAUGAGACAAGCAACUAGUCCAUACAGCCCACCAUUAACGACUCCAUUCAAUGCGCAAUUCACAACUCCGUCACGAGGCGGGAGAGGGGGGCUUCGAUCUCAGUCUAUUCCUAACGGCGGUCCCUAUGUUCGCUUCGCGCAAAAUGGGGCAUCGGUACCUCAUCAAUUAACAACGAUUCAAACAUCUGCUCCAAUGUACGAUUAUGUUCCAAUGCAGGCAAUGAGCGCUACAACAUAUCAACCAUAUAUCGACCAUUAUUCUGUGCAUGCUAUGGUUAUCAUGCAACUAGAAUACUAUUUUUCUAUCGACAAUCUUUGCAAAGAUGUGUUUCUUCGAAAACAUAUGGACUCGCAGGGCUUUGUCUUUCUAUCUUUCAUUGCUGGGUUCAAACGCAUACAAGCUCUCACACAAGAUUUCGAAGUCCUCAGGUUUGCCUGUCAGGAGUCUGAAAUCGUCGAGUUAAUUCACGGGGAUGAUGGAGUAGAUCGAUUGCGUAGGAAAGAGGGUUGGGAAAAAUGGGUGCUCUCUAUGGAAGAAAGAGAUGAAUCAACUCGAAAUCCAGGCCCUAGUUAUUGGAAGCGAUUGCCUCACAGUCAAAAGUCCCAGUUUAUGGGACAGAUGAUCCUCCCGAGCCCGCACUCAACUACUCCUCUCGUACCUUACGCGACCAACGAAGCCAAUUUCCGAUCUCACGGAAAGGGUGGGCCCAUAUCUUCUCCUUUGAGUGCUGGUGAUGCUUACCAGCCAGAGACUCCACUCUCAGCUGCCGUACCAGCUUUCUCACCAGGUUUAACUUUUUCCAGCGCUGACACUGAACUCCUCGAUGCAGAGACGACUUUUAACGACGAGGAAGUUGCCAACUUAACCCUAGUUUUUGCUCAUCCAAGAAGGGACGAAGAGCCAAAUUUCACACAGACUUAUAAAUCAACAUCAAGAAAUUUUUCCAAUGGCUCUAUCGAUCUUGUUUCACUAACUGAUGAGACUUGCAAUAACUCAUGUCACGACAGAUCCCUACUAAACGGUUCUAAUAUCUGCGAAAUCCUCCCGGAAGGUAACUCUUGUCCUGAUACUCAGCAUCUGCCCCUCUCACCACCACGAUCUGAUAUCAGUAAUGGGCCUCCCGUCAUGUGGGUCAAGGGACAGAGACAACAGGUGCCGGUGUCUGAACAUAAUUCACAGGAGCUAUAUGUCACUUUUCGUGCACGAGCCUUAAAGAAUAGAGAUCUUUCAGCUCACACAUCUACAAUUACUCAUCCAGAUAUGAAACUUCUCUAUGAAUUUUGGUCUCACUUCUUAUGCCGUAAUUUUAAUUCGCAGAUGUAUUCUGAAUUCCGAUGUUUUGCUCUGCAGGAUGCCCAGAUUGGCUUGAACAAUGGGCUGAACAGUUUAAUAUCUUACUACGACGAAAUACUCAACAGUAAGAAGAAAGUAAUUCCUGAGGUUUUUGCCCGCCACUUUGUUGACCUUGUCAAACUGGAAUCAACAGAAGAUCGUCCCGCUUUUGAACGUCUUCGGGCUGCGUUAUGCAAUGAUUCUCUUGACAUCGAAAGCAGAAGAAAUAUCGAUAACCUUGUUGACGCAAAAUUAAGACAAGAUCUUGAACGAGUCUGA
Messenger RNA from Blumeria graminis f. sp. triticale, 3333 nucleotides. NCBI's taxonomy places the organism in Eukaryota, Fungi, Ascomycota, Leotiomycetes, Helotiales, Erysiphaceae. The record is from the annotation of a GenBank genome assembly.